GCUGUGAAGAGAAAGGGACAUGCGAUAGCGGACGAGCAACUCCAGUCACCACUCCUACGCCUCCCCGCUGAACUCCGAAAUCAGAUUUACGGCUACUUGCUAUGCCCAGAUACAUCGUCAUUAAGUGCAUUAAAGUCAAAAAAGAAUGAUCUCGCCGUCCGCGGCUUCAACGAAACCUCGACCUCGAUCCAACUCUAUCCGGGUAUCCUAUCCACAUGUCGGAAAAUCCAUGGCGAGGCGCACAGUCUGCUCUACACGACGCAUAUCUUCCACGCACACCCUAGCCUCCUCGCCUCCCUGCCACACCUUGCUUCUAAGUCUCGCCCGGUGCUGUAUCCUUCUGUUACCGGCAAAAUUCGUCGCUGGCAGAUUAGUCUGAGAUUGGAUACGGAUCCGCGAUUCACGGCGCAGCAAGCGCGCGCUGCCUUCUCUGGCGCGGAGUAUCUAGAAAUCCGUGUCUGGCAAGCGCAAUUCGAGGCCUGUAAUUGGGACGUUUUGAAACUCUUCCUUGGGGUUCGAGGCGUACAGGUUGCUCGAGUUGGCGGCAGCGUGGACUUGGAGUUGUCGGAGUGGUUAGAGAAGGUUAUGAUGGGUGCUGAAGAUAUGAAAAGCGGGAAACAGGGUUGUGGGGAACCGGGCUGUGAUUGCAGAGAUGGAGAC
This is a messenger RNA of Lindgomyces ingoldianus, 660 nucleotides long. RefSeq lists its product as uncharacterized. The annotation marks the transcript as partial. The record is from RefSeq and is a predicted model, not a curated record. The transcript has a single exon. NCBI's taxonomy places the organism in Eukaryota, Fungi, Ascomycota, Dothideomycetes, Pleosporales, Lindgomycetaceae.